AAUAAGCACACAUGACAUUUGGCUGAAGUUUUUAAAAUUCUUCCUUCUUGAGGUAUAAGCACCAUUCAAUUCACCAGGCCUUCUGAGCAACUAUUGAUUGAAUUUUAAGUACCUACAAUCUUCCAAAUCUGCCUAAUUGAUUCACUGAAUCAUAAGCUAGUCAAUCCCAUUUUAACCUUAUGUAUUGUGUAAAUAUGGCCGGUGGUUAAUUUGUUUUCCAGUGAGCUGUAUUCCAAUUGAAUUAAGUAAAUCCUGUCUCCACUUAUCCAUCCUAAGAUGCAGCUCAGGUUCCUUCCAGGAACCGCACUUGCGGCUUUAUUUUCAAAUAAAAUGUUAAAAUAGGAUCACCUGACAAUGCUAAAAGACAGCAGAGCAAACACCGCCGGGACACACCAAACUUGCCCGUACAGUGGUGAAGAUAGUAUUGUUAAACCUAGUUAUCUGAAUUCGGGCAUUGGAUUACCAAAAGAAGGUCAAAUUCGCUCCAAAUCGGCUGGCUAACUCAAAAUUCAGCCAAGAAGCGGGACUGCCGACAGCUCGGCCUUUGGGAUGGGGUUGAAGCCUGAAGGGCAAGGGGGGAGCCUUCCAAGCACGUGAGUUUGCGGUGGAAGCAUCCGUGAAGCAACAGAAGAACCAGCCCAAUCAGGGAAAGAAAAGUAAGUCUCUGAAGGGCGCAUCUUCGCGCGGUAGAUUCUGAUUUGUCUUCGGUUUCUUCAUUCAAGGCGCCGCCCUCUCCUUCCCUCAGGUGAACAAGGAAGGCACUGGCGAAUCCAGAUUCCAGAGGGCGAAGCGUCGGCGGAAGGGGCGGGUGCCAGCCUUUCUCCAAGCAGCCCGCAACUUUGAUCUUUGAUCUUCUCCAGCAGUUGGAGAGGUCGGCGAGGAUGAUGGGAAUUGGAACCCAGCUUGGGGAAGGGGUGCCUUCCAAGCAAGUCGGUUUGAUUGAUGUUUUCGUUGAGCUGCAGCAUAUGCGCAGAAGCUCCGGAGUGGUGGAAUUAAUCAUUUUUUUAAAGGGUUCAGCAAUCAACGUUGGGUUUAGGAGCUCGUUUUUCGUUCAUUCCACCCGGACCUUAUCCAAGGAGGGAGAAGGCAUUCCGCCUGUCUACUUCUCAAACCAGGUCACAAUCCAUCUACAAUUAUCUGAUCUUUUUGCCCAGCUUCUCGCUGUGCCUAAACUUGGCGAGAAAAAUACCUUAAUCCGGGAUAGAAGCUGCGAGAGCCGAAACAGGUGGCUGCUGGAUGGCAGCGCCGCUGCCGGAUUGGGCGGUCAAGUUUCUGAGGCUUGAGGUCCCACCAAUCACCUCUUUUUUGCACAGUAAUUCCAGCAGUAAGCGGCCAAUCGUUCCAGUGCCUCUGCUUUGGAAGGGGCGGAGGCUCUCGCUUGCUCCGCCCUCCUUGGGUGAAAGAAGCAGCUCUUCCCUGCUGAUUGCCUGCCAUUCAUGAAAGCGAUCAAAAUCUUUUCAAUCGCUCUUCUGGAGUCUGCGCAGCCGCUUGCAUCUCCGCAGGUUGCGGCAGGUUCGAGGAGAUCCUGACGCAAGACGUAGCGUCAAGAAAUAGCUUCUAGGUUUAGAAACUAUUCUGUGUAUGUGGAGUGCAUGUGGACAUUUGGAGACGUUAACUUAGAGAAUACGGUUGCAGUCAAAACUCGUCUCCAGUCAUCCUAAAUCGACUCACGAAGAAGCCCAUCGGAUUACCCUUUUGCAAGCUGAUAUAAGGGGAUAUAUCUUUCCUUAUUGCCACGGUUUACCGCAGGCAUUAAAAGUCCUGGUAUCUAAAUUAUUUUCCAGGUUUACGUGGAAACUAGCUGUGAUAUUAUAUCCUAUUCGGGAUGUUGUGCCUGCUGUUAAGCGUUCAGGGGACAGAAACAUCACAGCAAAGCACUAAUGUAGAUGUGGUUCGCUUUCCAUGUGUAGUUUACAUCAAUGAAGUGCGUGUGAUUCCUCCAGGAAUAAGAGCUCACUCUAACUUACCUGAAAGUAGAGCUUAUGGUGAGACAUCUCCCCAUACAUUUCAGUUAGACCUGUUUUUCAACAAUGUCAGCAAACCAAGUGCACCUGUAUUUGACAGGCUAGGAAGCCUAGAGUAUGAUGAAAACUCGUCAAUUAUUUUCAGGCCCAAUUCAAAGGUAAACACUGAUGGCUUAGUUUUAAGAGGCUGGUAUAAUUGCUUGACACUGGCAAUAUAUGGCUCUGUUGAUAGAGUAGUAAGCCAUGAUAGAGACUCUCCUCCACCUCCCCCACCUCCUCCUCCACCUCCUCAGCAACAACAAGCUUUGAAAAGAACUCCAAAAUUAGCUGAUGGAGAGAAAGAGGAACAGUUCAAUGGCAGCCCUCCCCGGCCUCAACCUAGAGGACCAAGAACCCCACCUGGCCCCCCUCCUCCUGAUGAUGAUGAAGAUGAGCCGAUGCCUGUAUCAGUUGCCGGAGAAAAAGAAGAUGAUGUUGAUCACAGAGAAGAUUAUUUUGAGCCCAUUUCUCCUGAUCGGACUUCCAUUCAUCAAGAAGGUCCAUAUUCUGAUGAGGCGGAAGUGGAGGAAGAACAAGCAGAAGAAAUGGAUGAUGAUGAAGAAGGUGCGGAUGUUGAGGAGGAAGAGGAUGAAGAAGAGGAUGAUGAUGGUCAAACAGUAGAUAGCAUUCAGGAUGAUGAAGAGGAUGAUGAUGACGAUGAAGAUGAGGAUGACGAUGAGGAUGAGGAAGAAGAGGAAGAAGGUGAUGAAGAGGAAGAAGGUGAAGGAGAUGAUGGUUAUGAACAGAUUUCAAGUGAUGAGGAUGGAAUUGCUGACUUGGAACGAGAGACGUUUAAAUACCCAAGUUUUGACAUUGAAUAUACUGCUGAAGAUUUAGCCAGAGUGCCACCUGUAACCUACGAUCCUUUUGAUAGGGAGCUUGGACCCCUUCUAUAUUUCAGUUGCCCCUAUAAGACCACUUUUGAGAUGGAAAUUGCCAAGAUGAGAGAUCAAGAUCUAGAGAAGGAAAACAGUGGGGCAGUAGAGAGUUCUGCUAAAUUAACUGAGCUCCUUGAAUUAUAUCAGGAGGAGAGAGGUGCAAAGUGGGUCACAGCUUUGGAAGAAAUACCCAGUUUAGUAGCCAAAGGACUAAGUUAUUUGCAAUUAAAGGAUACAAGCCAGGAUUACCUAAGCCAGUUGGUUGACUGGACAAUGCAGUCUUUAAAUCUUCAAGUAGCCUUGAGACAACCGAUUGCUUUGAAUGUCCGUCAGCUGAAAGCUGGGACAAAACUUGUCUCUUCGCUGGCAGAAUGUGGAACUCGAGGAAUAGAAGCACUCUUGCAAGGGGGAGUAAUUGAUUCUUUAUUUGAGUUGCUCUUUGCGGAUCAUGUGUCCUCUUCCCUUAAACUUAAUGCUUUUAAAGCUUUGGAUAGUGUUAUUAGCAUGACUGAAGGAAUGGAAGUUUUUUUGAGGAAUAAUUUGGAGGCCAGUGAAAAAAGUGGCUAUCAGAGACUGUUGGAACUUAUUCUCCUGGAUCAGACUGUAAGGGUAGUCACUGCGGGUUCUGCCAUUUUACAGAAAUGUCACUUCUAUGAGAUUCUGUCGGAGGUAAAAAAAAUUGGUGACCAGCUAGCAGAAAAUUCUCCACCCCUUCCAAAUCAUUCUGAGUCUGAGCAGGAUCCAGAUGCUGGGCCUGAAAGAGGCAACCAGGAAUAUGAAAAUGACGUGGAUGCUCCAAUGGAUAUGGACAAUCUUUUGGAGUCCUCCACUAUGAAUGAAGGAGAAAUUGAAAAGCUCAUUAACCUUUUAGAUGAAAUUUUGCAUUUGAUGGAGACGGCCCCGCACACUAUGGUGCAGCCACCUGUGAAAUCUUUUCCAACAACAGCACGUAUUACAGGGCCUCCAGAAAGAGACGAUCCUUUUCCAGUUCUGUUCAGGUAUCUCCACAAUCACAAUUUUUUGGAGUCUGUCACUUUGCUAUUGUCUAAUCCAAUAACAAAUGUGCAUCAUGGAGUGCUUCAGUCUGUCAGAGAUAUUCUGAGAUUUUUAGCACAGUCACAGAAAGGUCUCCUUUUUUUCCUCUCUGAAUAUGAAGCCACCAAUUUGUUGGUUCGAGCAUUUUGUCAGUUUUCGGAUCUCGAUCAAGAAGAAGGUCUGCAAACAGAUGGGGCAGGCGAUGAAGCAUUUCCCUUAUGGCUUCUUCAUUCGACUCAGACACUGCAGUGCAUUUCAGAACUGUUCAGCCACUUCCAGCAUUGCAUAGUCACUGAUGAAACUGACCAUUCAGAUCUCCUGGGAACACUUCAUAAUCUUUACUUGAUCACUUUUAACCCAGUAGGAAGAGCUGCUGUUGCCCAUGUCUUCAGCCUUGAGAAGAAUCUCCAGAGCUUUAUUACUUUAAUGGAGUUCUAUUCCAAAGAAGCAUUAGGUGAUUCCAAAUCAAAAAAGUCAGUUGCGUACAAUUAUGCCUGCAUCCUUGUUCUACUGGUGGUACAGUCUUCAAGUGAUGUCCAGAUGCUUGAGCUGUACUCAGCACCCCUGUUGAAGCUUUGCAAAGCUGAUGAAAAUAAUACCAAAUUACAAGAACUUAGUAAAUGGUUGGAGCCAUUGAAAACAGUCCGAUUUGAAAUUAAUUGCAUCCCAAAUCUCAUUGAAUAUAUUAAACAGAACAUUGAUAGCUUGAUGACUCAGGAAGGAGUUGGUCUCCCUACAGCACUUCGUGUCUUGUGUCAUAUUGCAUGUCCUCCACCUCCGGUUGAAGGUCAGCAGAAGGACCUUAAAUGGAACCUUGCAGUUAUUCAGCUCUUCUCUUCUGAAGGAAUGGACACUUUUAUCAGAAUUCUGCAAAAACUAAACAGCAUUCUUAUUCAGCCCUGGAGACUCCAUGUCAACAUGGGAACAACUCUUCACAGAGUCACUACAAUCUCUAUGGCCCGAUGUACUCUCACACUUUUGAAGACCAUGUUGACUGAAUUGCUACGGGGAGGAUCCUUUGAAUUUAAAGAUAUGCGUGUUCCUUCAGCACUUAUUUCUUUACACAUGCUUUUAUGUUCUAUAACACUCUCUGGGCGUUUGGACAGUGAUGAACAGAAAAUCCAGAAUGAUAUUGUUGAUAUCUUGUUGACUUUCACCCAGGGUGUUAAUGAGAAAUUAACUAUCUCCGAAGAAACUCUAGCCAAUAAUACUUGGUCACUAAUGCUAAGAGAGGUUCUUACUUCUGUUCUAAGAAUUCCAGAAGGAUUUUUCUCUGGCCUUAUAUUACUUUCAGAACUACUGCCUCUUCCACUGCCUAUGCAGACCACUCAGGUUAUUGAACCACAUGACUUAGCAGUAGCUCUCAAUACUAGAAAACUUUGGAGCAUGCAUCUUCAUGUCCAGGCAAAAUUACUGCAAGAAAUAGUACGAUCCUUUUCUGGUUCCACUUGCCAGCCCAUUCAGCAUAUGCUAAGGCGCAUUUGUGUACAGUUGUGUGACUUGGCCUCACCAACGGCUCUCCUUAUUAUGAGAACUGUCUUAGAUCUACUUGUAGAAGAUCUUCAAAGCAACCCAGAAGAUAAGGAGAAACAAUACACUGGUCAGACCACUCGCUUGCUUGCUUUAUUUGAUGCUCUGGCUUCGCACAAAGCUUGUAAAUUGGCCAUUUUGCACCUGAUUAAUGGAACUGCUAAAGGCGAUGAAAAAUACACCGAAGUUUUCCUAGAACUUUUGACUUUGAUGCAAACUGCAGGGGAAAAUAUCAUUCAUCAGCAAUGUUCAGAAUACUUAGCUUCUAUUUUACAGUCCUUCUGUGACCAGGACAUUGCCCUGAUCUUGCCCAGUUCCUCAGAAAGUACUCUUUCUGAGUUGGAGCAGCUUUCCAAUUCAUUGCCAGGCAAAGAACUCAUGGCUUCCAUCUGUGACUGCCUGAUAGAAACAAUUAUUAAUGCUGAAAGCAGCUAUACCUGCUUGCUGACUUGUAUCAGGACAAUGAUGUUCCUUACAGAGCACGAUUAUGGAUUCUAUCAUCUGAAAAGUUCUCUUGCAAAACACUGUGAUGCUCUGCAAACAGUAUUGAAGAGAAUAGUGAGCAGCUUCAGUAAAGACACAGGAGAACUUGCCUCUUCCUUUCUGGAUUUCAUGAGACAGAUACUAAAUUCUGAUCCUUUGGGAUGUUGUGGGGAUGAUGGGAGUCUUGCGGAAGUAGAUGGAAGUCAUCCCACCAGAACCCUGGGUCUUAGUACUGCAGAAUUAAAGUAUCAGUUGCAGACCAAAGAAGAGACUCCUGAAAACCUGCUCCUUGAACUGGAGAAACUGGUUUUGGAGUGUUCUAAGGAAGACGAGAGCCUGGAAUCAUUACUGGAUAAUGUUGUUGGACUUAGGCAGAUGUUGGAAUCUGCUGGAGAGGCUUGUCCUCUAAGUGAUCAAGAUGUGGAACCAAUUUUGCCUGCUCCAGAAUCUCUGCAACAUCUGUUUAAUAAUAGGACUAUGUACAUCUUGGCAGACGUGAUAGAUGACCAGUUGAAGUCUAUGUGGUUCUUACCAUUCCAGGCUGAAGAAAUUGAAACUGAUCUUGACAUGGUGAAAGUUGACUUAAUUGAACUGUCGGAAAAAGGAUGUAGUGACUUUGAUCUGCAAGCAGAGCUAGACAGGUCGUUUGUUACAGAGCCUUCUUCUCCUGGUCUGACCAAAACCACAAAAGGCUUUAAACUUGGCAAACACAAACAUGAGACAUUUAUAACUUCCAGUGGAAAGUCAGAAUACAUUGAACCUGCCAAGAGGGCUCAUAUUGUACCUCCACCUAGAGGAAGAGGCAGGGGAGCAUUUGGCCAAGGCAUCCGCCCCCAUGACAUCUUCCGCCAGAGGAAACAGAAUACCAGCAGGCCGCCCUCUAUGCAUGUUGAUGACUUUGUAGCUGCAGAGAGCAAAGAGGUGGUUCCACCAGAUGGGAUCCCAACUCCCAAGAGGCCACCUAAAGUUUCACAGAAAAUUUCUUCCCGUGGUGGCUUCUCAGGGAACCGUGGAGGGCGUGGAGCCUUUCACAGCCAAAACAGAUUCUUCACACCACCUGCUUCGAAAGGAAAUUAUAGUCGCCGUGAAGGAGCCAGAGGAUCAAGCUGGAGUGCCCAAAACUCCCCCCGAGGAACAUACAGUGAAAGUCGAGGUGGUCAGAGCAAUUUCAACAGAGGACCUCUUCCCCCCCUGAGGCCUUUAAGUUCUGCGGGCUACCGGCCAAGCCCCCGUGAUCGUGCUUCCAGAGGUCGUGGUGGAAUUACACCAUCUUGGGCAAGUACCAACAACAGUGGUAGUGGUGGUUCAAGAGGGAAGUUUGUUAGCGGAAGCAGUGGAAGAGGACGUCACGUUCGUUCCUUUACUCGAUAAACAGUUCUGACUGUGAACAUUUCAAGAUGAUGGUGAAACAAUUAAUUAAUUGAGGACCAAUGCUAGACCUUUGGUAUUUGAAGGCAGCAAGACAUUACUUUUUUUAGGGAUUCAAUUUUGUUUCGUACAAGAUCUGAGAUUUCAAUAAAACUGUCUUUUUUGUGUGUAAUAUUUGUGUUUGGGGCAUGACAUGGCAGUGUGCCAGAAAUAAAGAAUUUUUUUUCUA
Molecule: messenger RNA, 7526 nt
Organism: Crotalus tigris (Tiger rattlesnake)
Lineage: Eukaryota; Metazoa; Chordata; Lepidosauria; Squamata; Viperidae
Gene: VIRMA
Product: vir like m6A methyltransferase associated
Exons: 26
Coding region: 1826-7300 (1824 amino acids)
Cellular component (GO): RNA N6-methyladenosine methyltransferase complex
Molecular function (GO): RNA binding
Source: RefSeq, a predicted model, not a curated record